Molecule: messenger RNA, 905 nt
Organism: Scaptodrosophila lebanonensis
Lineage: Eukaryota; Metazoa; Arthropoda; Insecta; Diptera; Drosophilidae
Gene: Lk
Product: leucokinin
Exons: 1
Coding region: 185-763 (192 amino acids)
Source: RefSeq, a predicted model, not a curated record
UGGGCGGGCGAGUAUAUUCGAGCAGUCGAACUGCUAUAAAAAGGCUUGCGACUCGACUGUGCCUGCACAGUUGUCCUCUUUAAUUUGUGGGUGCGCGCGCGUUUCACUGUUCGCCAAAUAGCUGCGACGAGCCGUUUGGAACAGUCCAGUCCCAAACAAAAAGGAGAAAUUUUGAAAUUUUAAAAUGUACGCGCUGCGUUUGCUGUUGUUGUUGGGCAUUUGCAGGCAACUCCUUGCUCUGCCCACGCACACCGACUUGGAGCUGAACACCUGUGAGCUGCAAUUGGCCAAAUAUCGCAAAUUCAUACUACAGGCCAUACUCAGUUUCGAGGAUGUGUGCGAUGCAUACAAUGCGCGGCCAUCGAACGCCGAGGAGGCCACACUUUCGGAUGCUCUGCUCUUCCACAACUACCAGCCGCCGGCUCAGUCGCAGCGCACCGAAAUCUGGGCCUUCUUCAAGCUGCUAAUGGCGCAAUUCAAUGAUCUGGACUUUGCCAACAUUAUACGCGAGGCGGUCAUUGAGCGCUGUCGCAUCAAGUCCCAGCUGCAGCGCGACGAGAAACGCAAUUCCGUGGUGCUGGGCAAGAAGCAGCGUUUCCACUCUUGGGGCGGCAAACGUUCGCAGGGCGGCAGCAGCGGCGGUGGCGGCGUCCUGGACUUGAAUGCUCUCAAUGCCGCUGGAGGAACGGCGGCCGUGUCGCCAUCGGGAGUUUUGUUGCUAACUCCGCCAGAAGCGUCGGGUGUGGAGCACAAUUACUACUAGAGAGAUGGAAGAGCGUGAAACUCUUUCCAAAAAUGUAUGAAAUGCCAAAACAUAAUCUACCACAAUCAAUAAACAAACUAAAAUUACACUUAAAUGUCUAAAAUAAAGUGCAAUGCAACAAGAAUGUGGCGCCCAGUUUAAA